AUGGCCCCAACGUCCAAGGCGCCCGAGUCCGCCUCCCCGACAACGACCGGGCCCGAUGGCGACUCGUCUGUGGAUAACAUUGCCCAGGCGGCCAGCGCACUCGAGGCCAACUUGACGAACCUCGAGGGUCGACUUGAUGCACUGCUAGCCGCGUUCGAAUCGACUCAAGAGCCCAACGAGGACGGCACUGUGGCACCACCGCCCGGCCACGAUGCGAAGAAGCCGGACGACACGGUCCUCGCCAAAACCCCCAACUGCGGAACCCAGAGCUCCGAGUCCAAGUCUCCCGAAGCGGCGAAGAAAGCCUAG
Colletotrichum tamarilloi is the source of this 309-nucleotide messenger RNA. RefSeq lists its product as uncharacterized. The record is from RefSeq and is a predicted model, not a curated record. Lineage: Eukaryota; Fungi; Ascomycota; Sordariomycetes; Glomerellales; Glomerellaceae. The transcript has 2 exons. The coding region runs from base 1 to 309 and encodes 102 amino acids.